AUGGCAGCCCAAUUUUUUCACCAACCUUCGACAGACCCAGUCUUCGUGUGUAAGACAUACGAGUACGUUAUUAGACCGAGAGAGGCCUUACGACAUCUACAAUCGGCGAACCAUCGACUUCCACUACAAUGGCGCCAGGAGAGCAAUGGCACCGAUACCGAUCAUGACUGCGAUGAUUGUACUUUGGGGCCUAUGAAGUUGCAGCUUGAGUCUCCCUUGGGAUAUGACGAAGACUGGGCUUCGGAAUUUGCCUCAAUGACCUCGAGCUGCGGCGUCACAGGUUACGAAUAUACAUCGCCUGCGGCAUAUGCAUCAAGCACUUCUAUCGCUACCACCACCACAGGGUCUACGAUUGCCAGUACAACUGCCACUAGCGGAACUGCUACAGAGAGUUGUUCAUCCACAUAUACGGUGCAGUUGAAUGAUACCUGUAAUUCGAUUGCGGCCAGUCAGAACAUCUUGACCUAUAACUUGAUGCUUGCCAACUCUAUCACCAUCCUUUGCUCUAACUUACCUGAGGAGGGUGAAGAGGUUUAUAUUCCAGCUCUUUGCAGCACUACAACUCUGCAGCAUGGAGACUCCUGUGACGAUUACGAAUCUUCCUGGGGCGUUAGCUUGGCCAAAAUUCUUGCGUGGAACCCCAUUAUCUCUUCUUCAUGUGAUAAUCUCGAUCUGUUUGUGGGUUGGAGUCUUUGUACUGGACCUACAGAUGACUGGGCUCCAGCCACAACGGCCGCGGUGACCACAACCAUAGGAACGGCUGUAGCCAUGCCCACGAAUGGCAUGUCAUCUUCGAAUCAAAAUUGCGCCAAGUGGUAUACGAUUGGGACAGAUGACGACUGUGCAACAGUCUCCCUCGCCGAAGGAAUUAGCACCGACGAAUUCCUCUUUCUCAACCCAGAGGUUUGGUCAAAUUGUACUAAUCUCUGGGUCAACUACGCUUACUGCGUGGAAGCGGUAGGCGACGUCAGUACUUACUCUGGAUGGACAGAAACUGCGACAACAACCGUCUUCACCAAGCCCACAACCACAACAUGGACUGUUGGUCCUACAUAUACAUUGGCCCAUGCACCGGGAACCGAAACUGAUUGUGAAGUAUACCGCGAGCCAUACAAUGCAACAGUCAAUCCGAUGAAGUCUUUGGGUAUAAGUACAGACUACAUGUUGAACAUGACCACUGAUUUCAGCGCAUGCUCGUACUAUGCCGACCAAUUUCAGGUCACCGUUGACGAGAUAGUGACCUGGAAUCCAAGCCUUGAUGCAGAGAAUUGCACACUCGAGGCGGCAUACAGCUACUGUGUAUUGAUAUCGUAUGAUUACAUCUCGAGCAGGAACAGCAAUGAAACAGAAGAUGCUAGCAACUGUCUUUCCGUGAACUCAACGUGGAUUAUGGAUGGCACCGCGACCAACUGUGAAUGCUAUACUAUAAUUUAUGGGAAGCAGGCAGAUGGCUUGGAUUGUGAUAUGCUGGUUGAGACAGACUCCUCUGACCCCUUCACUCUCGACGAAGCCAAACUCGUUCUUCUCAACCCUUGGAUUGGUACAGGCGACUGUACAACCGGUCUUUUCUCAAACCUGACAGGUGAAGAGGUCCGGGCGGUCUGUCUCGCCACUGAGCUCUCUACUCCCAGCACAGCGGUAGCCACCAGUACGCCGACUGACUCUGGAACAAGCACAAACACUCUGACGACAACAACAUCCGCCUCAAGCCCAACGGUCGCUGCGCAACCAGGCAUCAUUGAUACAUGUGAUGAGUGGCAUGAGGUUGUGAGUGGAGAUACGUGCCAGAGCAUUGCAGACGACGCUGGAAUUUCCUUGGAUACUUUCUAUGAAUGGAACCCCGAGGUUGGAAGUGAUUGUUCUUCAAUGUGGCUGGGGUAUGGGGUUUGUGUGGGAGUGUCUUCUUAG
Messenger RNA from Penicillium arizonense, 1908 nucleotides. RefSeq names its product LysM peptidoglycan-binding domain-containing protein. The coding region runs from base 1 to 1908 and encodes 635 amino acids. NCBI's taxonomy places the organism in Eukaryota, Fungi, Ascomycota, Eurotiomycetes, Eurotiales, Aspergillaceae. The transcript has 6 exons. The record is from RefSeq and is a predicted model, not a curated record.